Messenger RNA from Cynoglossus semilaevis (tongue sole), 1058 nucleotides. RefSeq names its product Epstein-Barr virus induced 3 (gene ebi3). Gene Ontology annotation, molecular function: protein binding; cytokine receptor activity. The record is from RefSeq and is marked provisional. Gene Ontology annotation, cellular component: membrane. Lineage: Eukaryota; Metazoa; Chordata; Actinopteri; Pleuronectiformes; Cynoglossidae.
AGAAGAAGGAGAAACCACAGACAGCGGUGUCUUAUCGCUGAACUUUGACUAGGAGAUCGUAACCAGCGGAAACAGCAGUUACGGCGGCUGUUCAACACAGCUUCAACUGGAUUUGACUUCUCUGUUUUUUUUUAACACAUAAACGGAGUCAUGUCUGCGCUGCUCUCAACCGUCAGCCUCCUCCUGUGUCUCCAGGGAGUUCCAGCUCUGGAUCUGUUCAGAGUGACUAGAACCCCUGCUGAUGCUCCCAUCAUUCCCAGAGUGCACUGCUGGUGUAACAGUUAUCCCGACACGACUCUCUGCUCCUGGCCUGAAACUUCACAUGAACCUCAUACGCAUUACAUCACCACCUACAGAGAGCGACACGGUCAUCCCAUGACCAACAACUGCCUCGUCAUCCCACCCACACCUCGAUCUCCAUCUUCUGGUUCCUCAUCCUCAUCUGAUCAGGAAUGGCUGUGCCAACUGUCUGACCUGAAGCUCUUCACAGACUACAUCAUCAACGUCACCGCUGUGUCACCUGCUGGGAGCAGCUCCUUCCUGUCAGGAUUAAUGAUGGAGGACAUCGUGAAACCAGACCCUCCUGUGGACGUGCGGGUUUCCCUUCAGAACAAGAGGCACCUGUUGGUGGAAUGGUCUCCUCCGUCCAGUUGGAGAGACCUGGAGAUCUUCCCUCUGAAAUACCACAUCCGGUACCAGUGGGAAAACAGAGGCUCCCCCAAAUCAGUCAACCUGGGUCCGUUUGAAAGCACCAGUGUGGAACUGAAAGGCCUGAGUCCAGGCAGACAGUACCAGCUCCAGGUCUGUUCUAGAGAACUGAUGGGUCUGGGAUCCUGCAGCGACUGGAGCUCACCUGUUUAUAUCACUGUUCCCCGGACUAACCUGUAGACACCGGGCCGUCUCACCUCUGCUGUCAAGUUACUGAGCCACCGCUGCCUUUAAUGCACAAACAAUGCUGAUGUUGUAUUUAUAAAAUUAAUAUUUAUUUAUUGCAAUGCUGCUGUCUUUGAGGAAAAAAAAAUCUAAAAAUCAAAUAAAAACAAUUCAUUCAACAUCAA